This is a messenger RNA of Aegilops tauschii subsp. strangulata, 369 nucleotides long. RefSeq lists its product as uncharacterized. NCBI's taxonomy places the organism in Eukaryota, Viridiplantae, Streptophyta, Magnoliopsida, Poales, Poaceae. The record is from RefSeq and is a predicted model, not a curated record. Gene Ontology annotation, molecular function: zinc ion binding.
AUGGAUGGCCUCAUCGAUGCCUCCAAGGUGCCCUGCGUCUACAAGAGUUUCGGCUGCGAGAGGUAUGUCGACCAGCACUCGCUAGUGAAGCAUAGUUCUAGAUGCGUGCGCGCGCCCUACUACUGCUAUGAGUGCAUGUCACCAUUUGAGGGAUCGCUGGCGAGCCUCGUGCAUCACCUCACGGCACCGUCCGUCGAUCACUACUGGCCUGCGGCGGUGAACAUCAAGUACGAGACGUGCUACCCGUUCGCCGUGCCGGAAUCGCUGGAGGAUCACCGCCGGCUGCUAGUCGCGGAGGAGGACGGCAACGUCUUCCUCUUGGCCGUGGUACCGGCAAGGCCCGUGCAGGGCACCGCCCCGUCUAUGUAG